Mercenaria mercenaria is the source of this 11518-nucleotide messenger RNA. RefSeq names its product interferon-induced very large GTPase 1-like. The record is from RefSeq and is a predicted model, not a curated record. Bases 382 to 6261 code for a protein of 1959 amino acids. Gene Ontology annotation, molecular function: GTP binding. Lineage: Eukaryota; Metazoa; Mollusca; Bivalvia; Venerida; Veneridae. The transcript is spliced from 8 exons.
AUAGGUUUAUCUUUUGUAUUUUGAUGUUAUUUACCCUCGUCUCCGAUAGAAAACAUUUGGGCGAGCACUGGUACUACUUUCAGGUGAACAACAGGUUUACAGUUGAGGACUACAUUUCUGACUAAAAUUUUAUAAGUUUUGGAGGAGAAGACUUUUUUAGUGUUUCCCUCUGGUUGCCUCUCUGUAUGGAACAGAAUUCUUUGAAUAAGUUUGGUAGAGGACCAUCAAAGGAAAAUCCGGACCAACUUUAUCAACAAGUUCCAUUGCAUUGUUACAGAGAAUAUGUAUAAGUGGUAGGACGCAGGACGACGUACAAACCCAAUUAUUAUACUAAUCUUAAAGUAUAUGCUUUGACGCAGCCACAGCCAGGCAUGUAGCACAAUGGGAGUUGACAUAGAAACCUACAGAGGAAGAAUAGGAACGUUCAAGUUUGCUUUUGGGACAGAUGUUGUUACAGUGGAGCGCUUGAUCAACUUCAGUCAAUGUCUGAAAACAGUUGGAUCUUUGGCAUUCAUAGGGCUGCUCCUAGUCAUGGCUGGUAUAGAAUCAAAUCCUGGCCCUAAGGAUAGCGAUGACGAUAUAACCAUGAAAAAAGGAUAUAAAAUUCAAGUAGUUGGUAUACCACCAAAUGUGGAUGACGCCUAUCUAACAUUGGUAUUUAAAAACCCCCAACAGCAGGAUGGAGGGAAGGAAACGAGAUUACAGCUUGACCGAGAGACACACUCAGCCUUCAUAGAAUUCGAAGAACCUGAUGUUAUGUCGACAGAACCCGUAUGUACCAGCCCCCCACUGGCAGUACUAGAACCUGUUGUAACACUGUCAGACGAACCACUAUCCUCCAAACCGUUAGAAGCCAAACAAACACCUACUGCAACGAUUUCUAUCAACCCGCCACAUACUGAGCCAUCAACACUUAAGUCAGAUCAAGCCGUAGCGGUCAGUACCGAACUUCUCCAUACCAAACCAAUACCUGUUGAACCAGUCCCUACCGAACCAUCAACUAACAGAGCACUACAUACCGAAAGGAAUGAAACUAUGUCAAUAUCCAAACCAGAGGCAGUCGAACAUAUACCUGUCGAAUCUGUUUCGACUGAACAAAUUCCUGCAGAGCAGGUGUCUGCAGUACCUCAACAUAUCGAACCCACAUCAACAGAACAUAAGUUUGGCGAACAAUUACCAACCGAAACAGUACCUACUGAAAUAUUGACAACCGAAGACCAACUUACUAAAUCAAAAUCUGAAACAGUUACGGCUAAAGUGUUUACAGAUGAACUCAUACGAGAAAGUGAAGGGGAGGAAACUGAGGAGGUCACCAUUAGCAAUAUUGGUGAACAAGCUGAGAUUGAGGAGCCGCAUCAGUUUGAAAUGGAUAGAAAUUUGGAAGAUUCGGAUGAAUCAGGAGAAAAGGAUGCUGACAGUUGUACUAUUCAUCAAAUGUUGGACACUCUUGGACUCACAGACAAAUAUCCCGGUAAGAUUAAAGUAGAAGAUGUCUUAUCGAUUUCUUUGUGUGAAAACAGAAAGGAUCCUAGAAAGCUUUCUGAAAUUCCGUACGUUCUUCUGAGAAAUAUAAUCGCUGUGCAAAGCAAGGCUAGAGAUAUGUGUGUUAGUGGCAUAGAAGAUAAAGAAGAGAACGAACGCAAUAUGGAAGGAGCCGAAGAGUUUGAUUUUAUUGAUGAAACAUCAGCAAGUAAUGAGUUAAGUCCUCUUGAUGUGUUUAAUGUCACUAUACAAUGUUGUGAUAACAUGCUGCAACAACUCGUCUAUAAAAAACUGUACCUAUGUAAAAUAGCUGUACCCUUUGUUCACAUUGAUAGGUUGUCGCUCGAAAGUAAAAUAUCAAUAUGGCCUUUCCGUUCCUUGGUGGUUGGUAGCAUUUCAGGUAACCAGAAAGAGUCCAAAAGUUAUGAGACUGAACUUCUUGAGCUUCCGGUUAAGACAGUCACAUUAGCUCGUUUUGGUAGGACAAAGUUCUCAAAGUCUAAGCUCGUGAAUAAUUUGAUAUCAGAUCAAAUACAUGAUACAUUUUUCAAUGGGGACUGCCCCUCAGGUCUGGCACAUAGAUUUUUCAGCAAUGGGACCAUAGAAUUGUUUUUCUUGCCUGCUGUUGGUAAUAAAAAUGACAGUUUUUCUGAAGCAUUUUCUUUUUUUAAUAUGAGGGGUAACAUCGAGACAGAUUUUCAUGAUGAUGUAAUAACAUUAAUUUCUGAUAUGACUGACACACUUGUUCUAGUAAUAGAUAAGGAAUCUCUGGUAAAGAAAGCCAGUUCUCUGAAGAAAGUCAUAAGUCAUUUUCCAUCUGUGGUAUUAGUUCUUGAUAAUCCACUUAAGUCCCAAGACAAGGUAAAGUUGAAGAACUUUAAAGAUGAUUCCAAAAUUCCGUUAACACCUGUCGGAACACACAAAGGCAGAGAGAGUAAGAAUUUAAAAGAAAUUGUUGCUAAUGUCAAAGUGGCGGUACUUUCAAGUACCAAAACAUCGGUAUCUAAGUCUUUAGAAAGCAGGUUAAAUGCAAUUGCAACUAAUCUUCGAAUAGACGAAACAGAUAAAGAAUGUGCUAAUGGUAAACUAAUAGCAAGCACAAUUUUUAAGCAGAUGUCAGACAUAGAAGAUAAAUGCAAGUGGAAAGAAAUUGUUAUCCCAUCAAAUUACAUAUAUUCUCAAAAGCUUGGUGUCUCUGUGAAACGUCUUUACAGGUUAAAAAAUGUUGAAGAGAUCGGAAAUGUUGAAGAUGAAAUAUAUUCUGCACGUGCAAAACAACUGGAAAAUGUAAGUGAGCCUAUGAAAUUGUUUAUAAAUGCUGUUACGGACAAUGGACAAAAUCCUGCCACACUACAGUAUAUAUUUGGAUGGCUUAGCUAUUUUCUCGAGAGGCAAAAGAGAGAUUUAUUGCCUCGGCUGAUUGAAGAAAAUCGUAUUUGCUGGAAAAAUCUUGAAAUAUUGAAAAAGCAAGGUCAGUCACAUUCAGAGUUAGAAAUGAAAAGGCAAAUACAAUUAACAGAAGCUUCCCAAAAAAGAAUUGAAGACGCGUCGCUUGGAAUAGAGCAUCUAUUUAGAGAAGCUGGUCAUAUUUACGAAGCACUAAUGGCCAUCGACAAGUCUCUUCACCCCACAGACUUGCAUAUUCCUUCUACAAAUAUUAUUGUUGAAGCUGUGGCUAAUCUUGUAGUUCAUGGUCAGCCAUUUGAACUUGUCGACGGUGACAACUUUUACAUGCCGACACGUUGGGUUCAUGCAGUUUUAGAAAAGGUUUCAAGUAAAAUAAAGCAGAAACCAGUUCUAGCUCUUUCGGUUCUUGGACUCCAGAGUUCAGGGAAAUCCACUCUGCUGAACGCUAUGUUUGGUUCUCAGUUUCCUGUGAAAUCUGGACGAUGUACCAGAGGAAUACAUAUACAGCUGUUACCUUGCAAGGCAAAUGUUUGUGAACAGCUUCCUUUCGAAUAUAUUUUAGUUAUUGACACAGAAGGUCUUCGAGCUCCUGAGAUAAACCCUAAUAGAACCAACCAUGACAACGAACUGUCAACCGUAAUAACGGGUCUAGGAGAUGUAACUCUUCUCAAUAUAAUGGGUGAGAAUACCAGUGAAAUAAAGGAUAUAGUGCAGGUAGUAAUACAUGCAUUUCUGCGUCUUAAACUCGUGCGAAAGACAGCUGAUAUUGGCAAAAGUUUUUACCUUUUACAUCAAAACGUUGUAGAUAUAUCAGCAGCAGACAAUAUGAGAACUGGCCAACAAGUUUUAAUGGAAACACUCGAUACUGUAACUAUGGAUGCUGCAGAGGCGGAAGGUAUUACAGAAAUAACGACAUUCAAUCAGAUAAUAGAAUUUGACAUGACCUCAAAUGUAUGGUUUCUCCCAAAUUUUUGGCAAGGAAACCCACCGAUGGCAAGGGUAAAUUUUGGGUAUAGCGACUGCUUAGCUGAUAAAAAGAUAAGAUUAUUGCAUACAGCACUCGAGAGAAAAGACAAGUCAUUCCAAACACUAAAUGACAUUUCAAUGCGUAUGCAGGACUUGUGGAAAGGAGUCUUAACAGAGGACUUUGUGUUUAGCUUCAGAAAUAGUCUUGAAAUCAAAGCAUAUUUUCAACUGGAGGAAACACUAAAAGAUAAUCUGAUAAAGUUAGAAAAUGAUGUUGAUAUAGAAAGAAUAUCUAUUUCGCAGGAGGAAUUCGCAAAAUGUGAACAGCAAAGCCAGUUACAAAAUGCAUUUGAUGAAAUAAUUCUUCAUACACAGAAAACUUUAGCGGAGAAAGAGUCAAUGGCAAAGGAAGCUAUGGCAGAAUUCUUUGAAAAUAACGAGUAUAAAGACACAGUCAUACAAUGGAAAGAGUUUACAUUUAACAAAAUUAGACUACAUUGCAGUGAGUUGGAAAACAAUAUGAAAUUGGAAACCGUGCGUUUUCGUGAAAAGAGGGCUAUUUUUAUCAUGACAGCUGAAAGCAGUAAGGAGCAUGAGAAAGAGCUCUACGAUAGGUCUCUUCAAGUAGCCAAGGAGACAAAAGGGAAGAAUCUGACCGAGCACGAAAUUAACGUUAAGUUUGAAGAAACUUGGAAAAAUAUUUUAAGAGAAAUCAUGAACGUAAGUAUAUCGAGCAAUACACAAAAGCCAAUGAGAGAUUUUAUUAUCAAAUAUCUUUUCGAUGUAAUAUUUAGUACAGAAAAAAUGAUAUUAAAAACUGAACUUGAGGAGAUGGGGAUAUUUCAACUUGAAACAGAGAAACAAGAUACAGGAAUUUUCCCUGUAACUUGUUUAAGUCAUUUGAAAGGGUCAUUUAGUUAUACUAAGAUUCAAGUUGAAGAUAUCAGCAUUUCAAAUUACACUCCCGAUUCUGAAAAUUUUAGUAUUACAGUAGUUGAAGAAAAAAUCGAUUAUUUGUUUGAAACUUUAGAUUUAUACAUUAUUCGAUUAUGUCAAAGUAAUGCGGAAAUUACACAAAGAGAUGUAAAAAAUGCGUUACUGAAAACAAAGACAGAGGUAGAGCUUAUUCGGAAAGGAAAUAAAGAGUUUACGUUAAAGACGACAGCAGUCGUAAAACUGUUCAUUCAUGUUAGCACCUUUAUACAAACUAAAUUUGACGAGCACAACAUAAAUUACCAGAGGUCCCAUGGUGUACAAGCUCGAUUAGAAAUAUACAAGUUGCAAGUGAAAGGACAUUUUAUAGCCUAUAUAAAUGAUCGCAAGACAGAAGAAACGGCUGCUAAACAAAUAUGCAUAGUAACGGAAAAUAUCUUACGUGAGAAGAUAAAAGAACGUCUACCCAUUGCAGUAAAAUCAGCUUUACUGAAUUCUUUGACGCAUCUGAAAUUUCAUCUCAUGCUUGAGAUGCUUGAGGAUAUGACUAAUAAUAACGACUUUGAUUCAUUUAUCGAUUAUAUUGAACAUCCCAAAUUGUUUGCUGAAAAAUACAUUACGAAAAAGUCGGAAGAAUUUCUUUUUGGUUCCGAGUCGAAGAAAUACUCAGAAUUAGCAUCAGGAAUGGUAUCUGAGUGUUAUGACAACCUUAGAGAAAGCGCAAGGGCAAGUAUGCAAGCUUUUGAAUUUGAAAGUCCGUUAAUGGAUUCAUGGCUGAAGUGUUUCACAUCAAAGUUUUCGAAAUACACACUGUCUGUGUCUAGUUUUGGUGAUAUCCAUAAGGUACUAGAAAAGAUAGAAGAUAUGCACAACUUUGAAAGUGUUCUUAUUGAACAAAUGAAUGCGUCUGAAGCUAACUUAAAUAAAGAAUUCGAAGAACAAACACAUGCUACGGUAAAAUGGAGCGGUGAAAAUCCGUAUGAAUCUCUGAUUCAAAAGGCGUGGGGAUGUUCCGAGCAAUGCGCCUUCUGUGGCGAACCAUGUGCUAAGGAUACUAAUCAUGAAGGGAGUAAUCACUAUAGUUUGCAGCACAGACUUUCUUGCUGCAAGGGAGUCAGAGAUACAAAAACACGCAAAGCGUCUAUUACAUCUUGUAAUUAUGAUGUUCAAUCUGAAGAAGUUCAUCAUUGUAAUGUUUUUAAUUUCCUCUGUAAUGCCUCUAAAGCAAAAGAGUGUGAGAUAGUGUGGCACAAAUAUCGUGAUUACAGAACAUAUCUCCCAAACUGGGAUAUUGAACCAAAUUCAAACAUGCAAGACUGCGGAAAAUUUUGGUUAUGGUUUGUCGCUACGUAUAAACAUAAACUGGCUGCUCAUUACAGAUAUGUUGUGUCAAAUGUUCCUAGUGCAUGGGAUGCGAUCACAAAGGAUGAGGCCCUGAACAAUUUAAGGCGGAUUUAUACGGGAAGUAAUUAACAUCAGAGCAGCGGUCAAGUAAUUUUGUAAGCGACGACAGUAGAUUGUCACGGUGACCUCUUACCCUUAAUUGUUGUUUUAUUUGGUGGUUAACAUAAAUAAAGUAUUGUUACAAUUAAUUUUUGUAUCUGAUAUUGACUGUGGAGAAAACAGUAUAGAACUAUAUAAAAACCUACCGAAUACGGAAAUCAAAACAAUUAAAUUCGGUUAGAUAUAUAUAUGGAACGGCUUUUUAGGCGGUUAGAACUCAGAGCAGACAGAAUAUAAAUUAUCUGAGCUGAAGUACACUCGUGUCAAAAUAAGAUUUUUAAAAAGUUUGAAAAUAAUAUAAAAUUCUUACUAGUUAGAUUUGAAUUAUUCUUCACAUUUUUCUAACACGUUUAUUCAUUUUACAAACAACUGACACAUAACGAUUCUGUCUGAACUUGACGAUACUGUCUUUAUUUUUGGGAACCUUAUACAGACACGAACAAUGUGAACAAGCGUAUACACAUUUAGUUUUUUAGAUUUUUUAGGUAGCACGUUUACAUCCAGCAAGACAAAGUGAGCCGUUCUUGUUGAUAGUUUAAUAAUUACACACGUAUCUAAAUAGAAAUACAGUACUAUUUUAUGUUUGGAAACAACUGUCAUCCGUUUACCUGCAUAUUUCUAACGAAUAUAUUUGAGUGCUGAAAAGAAGUGUUCAAUUACAUUUUUAUAUGUUACAAUAAUCUGAAAAUAAGUUCGUUCGCCGGUCUGGAACAGUGAAUUGUGACCUUGAAGCUUUAAACAUCGUAUCGACUUUAUUAACGCAGUGAAAAGGCGCUUGAUCGAAUACCGAUGACUACAUCACUCGGCCGAACAUCAGAAAUCCAUCUGGUCCCAACUGUUUUUUCUUUAUAUUCUGCACGAAAUUUCCAUGAAUGACUCAAUCAUUAAUUACCCGACUGCUACAGUAUAUGGUCGUGUGUAUUAUGCUUUUAUUUGUACAUAGACUGAAGUUUUUAUAAUUUUGCCGUAAUGUCAUAAAAAAUGGCAUUUUCUACAUUAUUUCGUAAUUUUGAUAAUUAUCUGAAAACAUUAUGCUCUAAAAGUGAUAUUGAAAGAAACGAGUGAUUAUGUAUUGUAAAAAGCAAUUGUUUAGCCAUUGAGAAACAAUCAAAAAGAAAUAAUUUGAAAUUAGCUGAUGAAAUAAGUAUGAAACAGUCGUCGAACCUUAAUUUCAAAGAGUAAGAAAUAAAUCAAAGCUUAAUAACAAAAAAGGCCAUUUUUUUUUUCCAAAAUUAUGCUUUUUUUUUGUUUGCAAGUUUUCAUUUUAUAUUCCUGCAGGUGAUUUAACCCAAAACAGUAAAUGUAACUGCAUACUUAAAUCCUUAUAGUAUAUCUGACUUUUUUUUUGUUCAAGACUGCAUACUUAUUUAACUUUGCCUAUGUGUAUAUUUAAUUAGAUCAAUUGUUAACGAUUUCAUUUGCAAAUGUAUUUAUUAAAGAAACAAUUCUAUCAUUGCAAGUAAAAUAUGAGCAUUUUUAGAAAACAACUUCAAUAAUAAUGAAAGGAAGACUUAUUUUCGAAAUUUUAGAGAAAAAAUGUCUGUCAGACACUUGCUGCACAAAGUAAAUUAAUACCUAUUAUUUUUGGUCCGGUUAUCCGUCUAUCUGUCAAUCCCUUUGUAUCCAUUCCAUAUCUUUCUUUUAAACAAGUUGACACUGUGCAGACUGUAAUCUGCCAAUGUUUGAGACGACAUUCAGAUGUAAGCAGUUUAAACUGUCAGAUUAUUCCCAUAUCCGUUGUCCGUUAAAGGUCAAUGUUCUACGAUGAGAUAAAAGAUCAAUUGUUUGAUGUCCGCUUGCUUCAUUUUCCGCGUCACUAGGCGCGGUGUAUUUGUGAUAGCUAUUUGUGCGUGCAGUGUAUAUCGAAAAUGACGAUUUUUUCCUUUCGAUUUGCAAAAUUUCAAACAUAUUUAUUUCUGAUUUGGCCAAUAAUAAUGGCAUCAGAUAUAACAAUCCAAACGAGACAAUUAAGUAUCGCUAGAAAAAACGAAACAGGAAAUAAAUCAAAGAGCAGAAAAGAAAAGCACAAUAUGUUGAAAAUUUCUUUCGUUUUCAGUUUGAUGAAUAUGCCAGAAAGACAGUUAUUAUUUGCGUGUGUAAUAAUUUUAUUUUUUGUUUGAUUUUAAAUACUGAUUUAUCAUAUUGUAUGCAUUGUUAUUUGCCACAUUUAUUUCAUAAGCUAAGGGUAUAGGAAUACUGCAUGUUAAGUUAAUUUAUGCUAUUUUUUAAACCCACUUUAUUAUGUUACUUUUAUUGGUAUGUAUAUAAGUUAAUUUUAUAUGACUACUUCUGUUUAGUAAUUUGUUAAGAAAUGUUGUGUAUUUGUUAAGGUUUAUAAUAUGAUGCGUAUCGUGUUGUUAAUACGUUAAUCGCUGUUUCCUUGCAUUAAGUUUGUAGUUCACUCUGCAACUUCUUAAUGGUACAAGGCUCCGCCAUCUUAAUGUAAGCAUGGUAAUGCCCAUCCUUCUUCCGAUAAUCAUAACAUUGUACGUACUUCUGGAACAAACAUCCAUAAUCAGUGUUUUAUUUUUUUAAAAAGAGUUUUAUACAUUAUUUUAUUCCUUUUAAGUUAAGAAUUUAUGUGUUUAUUGUUUGAUGCGCAUAUUUGUUGUAAAACGUUUUACAAAUGUUACCUAACAAUAAGGCAAAAAAUGGCCUUUGAUCCGAAUUGACUUGCAUUUUAAAGUAUCCUUUAUCUAUUACCUCAAUGUAGGUUUCUUACAGACUGACCCUUAGCAAUAUCAAAAGAACGAUCUUUCUCGAGACGUAGCUGAUUGCACACAAUUGACUGUUCGUCCUUCCAAAAAAACAGUUGAUUAGAAUAUAGUGGUAAAGGUGUUUAUAGUAGUAAACUGUUUAGUCAAUAUUCAUUGCUGCGUAUACAUAAGCUGUUCUCCUAAGGAGGAGGUGAAGAAAACAACAACAACAACAAUACCCCCUUAGUAAAUACACCAACGCACUGUCAAAUAUAACACUUGUGUUAUAAUUUUCUUAUUCCUUUGAAACUGAGUUUCACGCCUCUAGGCGAGAUAAAAUGAUGUUUGUUGUGUUUCAUUCAUUUUACAUCUUUGUCCUUCCUCACCAUUUAACUUUAAAGUAUCACAUAGAGCCAGAAUUCCUGAUUAGCCAUUUAACAAAUUAAUGGUAUUGAUAACAUCUGAGCUAAGUUUGAAACUCAUUUAUUUCGGAUGAAUUACUACGUAAGUCUGAAUUUAAGCACAACCUUGUGUGUGCAAUACAUUUUAUUCCGUAUAACGAAACUUAGAGGUCACUUUCGCAUAUCGGUCAUGAUCAGUAAAUAAUAGGUCACAAAAUAUAACAAUAAAAUCCUGCUCACACUACAAAGACAAAGUUUUUUCUCCAAUUUCAUGAAACUCCACCGGAGUGUCUGUUUGCCUAGUGUCUACAACAAAGACUGUCAAACCAGUAUCGUUAUAUCAUCUCCUGAUCUAUCAGUACUACAUACAUGUACAUAGCUUUGUUUGGUGUGGCGUUUCCCUUUGCUGCAUCUUGCAGCAACUUUCGUAAUUGUAACAUUAAUGGAUGACUGUGAAAGACUUAACUCUAGAAAAAUAUGUAUAGAGCAUGCUUCAGCCUCGUCUAAUUAAGGUCCAGGCGGUAUGUUAAAUUAGCAAGUCAUGACAGUUUAUAUAUGGUAUUGCAGAUUGUUUAUCCUGUCUGGUGUUGAAUUUAUGAAAUAGUUUAACGCGAAACAGAUGUUAUUUAAAAAAAAAACAUGUCAAGAUAUAUUUUUGUGCUUUUUUAUAAUUUUGUAUAAUAUGUUCGUCUUUUAGAAAAUUAGUUUUGCAUUUGUUUUACACAUGAAUUAAAACUAAUCGUAUAUUUAGUAGAUAAGAUUUUAUGCGUUUGUACCUAUAGAUUUGUAUUUAUAUAUAAGCACGGCAAAAAAACCAAAAACAAGCAUGAAAGUUACAAUUAAGCUUUUAUUAAAUAUGCUAAUCUUUCUUUGUUACAUUUAUGUUUGAUAAUGUACAUUAUGUCAUUCCUUUUAAAACGGUAGAAUAUCAAUAGCACAAAAGAACAAAGAUAGAUUUAGAGUUGAAUUUACAUGAUUUAUGAUAUUUUUUAAAUAAUAUAGCAAUACAAAAUUUGGAAUGACAAAGUAAAAUGGUUUUACAGUCUUGAAACAGUACGGCAAAGGGCCACUAUUUAAGGGUUACUUUAGUAUAUUUCAUAAUAUUGUAAAUUACUAAUAGUCAAGCAUGAUUAUCCUAAAGCCUGGUUUGCUGCUAAAAAAUGCCUUCUAUUUUUAUUUGUGUUUGUUAAAUGAAGCAUUCAUUAGCUUGAACUUUAAAGACUGUGUAUAUAAAUUGAGUAAAUCUCUUUGUAUAUUGACAAUUAGAUAACCUUUUAAAAAAUCAUUAUUCAAAAGAGAAAAAAAUAAAGGCAUUAAAAACAUAAAAGAUUGAUGGUUAACAUAUGUUAAUGUAAUGUAGUCAGAAUUUGUCCAGAUGCAAAAAAAAAAAAAUAAUAAUUACACUCAAUUUGUAUUGCCUAAGCGUUUGCAACAUUGUUUCAAGUUGUAAAAUAGCUAACGUUUUCAUAAAAUUUAUUUGCUUGUUUUCUAUUCAACAAUGUUUGGUAACAUAGUCGAUGAUAUACCGCAAAUGGUCAAUGAAUGAUGCAUGGAACAUUUCUAGCCUGUCCUGUUGGAAAGUAAAACAAAACUCAAAAGUUAAAAGAUAUCAUUUACAUGUAUUUAGAUAGUUGCUUAAAGUGACAUUAUGCGCAUCUUACUGUACAUAGUGUAUUUUUGGUGAUUGUUUUAUAAAAGCAAUUUACUGUUGCUUUGCAUUUAAAUGACAAUGCCGCAUAACUACUUGAAGUUGAUGUUUAAAAAAUAAAGAUAUCGGGCUAGUAAAUUCGUCUACGCCAUGAUCUCCCUUACAAAAAGGUAGAGAUUUCUAAGUUGAAGGGAAGCAACUCCUGCGUGCAGUUUGACUUUUCUUAAAAGAAAUGCCCCAGUCAAAAUAAGAAAAGUCAUAUUUGGAAAGUUAUUAUUUCGCACGGGUAACAGGAAGAGUUUGGUAUAUUGGGUUAAAAUCUAUAAUUCCCUCCACCCUUUUUACUCAUACAUCCAUUUCAGCUGGAUUUUUAAUUGAAAAAUGCGUAUAAUUCCACUUUAAGGACGUAUGCUAGAAUUUGGUGCGAAAAAUUUCCCAAUAACAGAAUUUCUUUAAACUUUGGAUAUUGAAGGACAAUCAUC